CACAAGACAAGGAAAGUCUUUCUUGAAAGCUUUACUGUGCGAUGAUUAAAAUGGAACAGUAGGAAGUGCAGAUUCAAGAUCACAGAAGAGGCCUUAUGAAAAUCUCUAAAAGUCUUUUAGCAGAACCAAAGUCCAUCAUACUCUGGUGUUUGAUUAGAGUAGUCAAAAGAAGCAUUGUCAUGCUGGUAUCUGCCCUAAGAAGAUGUUCUCCUGGUGCGAGAAAAGCAGCAGUACAAGGUGGAGAUGCUGUUCUCAGACAAAGAUGGCUGCACAAUUUGUUAUUUCAGAUUCAUCCAACAGUGCAGGAAGCUUUAGCGGAGGGUGAGCCGGUUGUGGCCCUGGAGAGCACCAUCCUUACACAUGGAAUGCCGUACCCAGACAACGUCAGAAUGGCCAAACAUGUGGAAGACAUAAUUAGGGAAAACGGCUCUGUACCAGCCACAGUGGGCAUUAUAAAGGGUAAAGUUCACGUUGGACUAAGAGAGGAAGAGCUUAUGUUCCUGGCAGAAAACAAGAAUUGUGUUAAAGUGUCUCGAAGGGACCUGCCGUUCGUUCUGAGCCAGGGACUUUCUGGGGGCAGCACAGUUUCAGCAACAAUGAUUGCAGCUCAUCAAGCCGGGAUCCCAGUGUUUGUUACAGGGGGUAUAGGAGGAGUCCACCGAGAUGGAGAAAAUACAAUGGAUAUCAGUGCAGACUUAACGGAACUAGGCCGGACCCCAGUUGCCGUGAUAUCGGCUGGAGUGAAAUCCAUUCUGGACAUUGGCCGGACACUGGAAUACUUGGAGACAGAAGGUGUUUGUGUUUCCGCCUUUGGGGAUUCCAAGGAUUUUCCAUCUUUCUUUACCCCACGCAGUGGCUCCCAGGCUCCGUGUCAUGUCCGCAAUGAGGAAGAAGCUGCACAACUCAUAGCUCACUCUCUGGACCUCAAACUGGGCAGUGGCCUCCUGAUUGCGGUUCCCAUCCCAGCAGUGCACGCUGCGUCUGGCCAGCUGAUAGAGGAUGCAAUCCAGCAAGCGCUGAAGGAGGCCAGGUUGCAGGGGAUUCUGGGAAAAGAGGUGACACCAUUUUUGCUACAGCGGAUUAAUGAGCUGACCGGCGGAAAAUCUCUGGAAUCCAAUAUUGCUCUAAUAAAGAAUAACGCUGGAGUAGGCAGCCGUAUUGCAGUGGCCCUCAGCAAGAUACAAAAGAGUAAAGGAGGCCGAGAAAGGAUUCAGUCUGUCUAAGGCAGCGGGAAGAAACCGAUGCUGAAUCCAGGCCGUUACUUCUUCACAAAGUACUUUGCCCAGCACAUUGUGUUGACGUGCUCCCUUACCAUAUCAAAGCAGAUUGACGAUACAGAGUCACUGUCUGGGAGUUUUGGAAAGGAAGGAGGGAUGCAAUUUGGAGGACAGACCAACCCUGGCCGUGUGCACCAGUCAUUUGGUGGAGUAGGGCAGGAACUUGCAGACUGCUUAAGUCGUCUGGGAGUGAGACCAUUGUUCAUUUCAGCUUUGGGACAAGAUGAGCACGCGCACUCUGUGAUUCAAUACUGUACUCACAUGGAUAUGCGCGGUGUGGCCCUACUGAGGGGCCACAACACAGCUACUUACUGCGCUGUGAUCAAAGACAGCGGCGAGCUGAGCCUCGGACUAGGAGACAUGGAUAUCCACCAGCAGAUAACAACCACAUACGUGUCUCAGUUUGAGUCCCGUCUGCGACAAUCACGUCUGCUGUGUUUAGAUGGAAAUUUGCCACUCUCCACCAUCCAAUAUGUGUGUGAACUUGCCCAACAGAGCUCUGUGCCAGUUUGCUAUGAGCCCACAGACGAGGACAAAGCCUGCAAGCCUUUUCUGUCUGACAGCUGGAGAUCCCUGACCUAUAUUUCUCCCAACCUGAGAGAGCUGAUAUCCAUCAAUAGUACUCUGGGCUACCCAGUGCCGCGUGAAAUUCCUAGUGAACUAGAUGCCGUUAUUGACACAGGAAUUACGCUCUCUCUCCCACUUCUGGAACAUUUGCAUUGCGUUAUAGUGACUAUGGGAGCCAAUGGAGUCCUUUUGUGUGGUCAUAAUGAAGGGGGAAAUGUAUCCCUUUACCCAAAGAAGAAGGGAGAGCUGUGCGCAGCGCAUUAUCCGGCGGUGCCUAUAUCUGCAGAGGAUAUCAUCAACGUAUCUGGUGCUGGGGACAGCUUUAUGGCUGGUCUCCUCUCUGGGGUUCUUGCUGGACGGGACACAGACACGUGCGUUCACAUGGGUCUCAUGGCUGCCCGACUCUCCCUCCAAUCCCACGGUCCUAUUUCUCACAGCAUCUCACCUGCAAGUAUUAGCCAACAGCAGAUUGAAGAAACCAGAUGGCUCCGCCCUAGAAUGUUGGAUAUUAACCCAUAUAAGGGGAAGGCAUUCCUCAAUACUAGCGAGAAGCAGAAGUCUUAGGAAAUUGACUCACUGAUAUAUGUACUAGUUUGUGUCCUUUGGAAAAUUCCAGUGACAUAGGUAUGCGUAGGCCUGGGCCUAGGGCUGCAAAAUGAAAUAAGACAGUCACCUGGGACUGAAUUGUUUAUUAAGUAUCUCUCUUGAUUCUACCUGGAUCUCUUGUUACAAAGUAUUACAAUCAGUUGGAAAGAGGUAAAAAAGGCAAAAUACUAGGUUGUGCCAAAUCAUUGUGUUACACUAAGAGCUCUACAUUUUCUGUAUGUAAGUGAAUUUAAUUAAUAAAUGAAAAUAAAAUAA
Messenger RNA from Bombina bombina (fire-bellied toad), 2705 nucleotides. RefSeq lists its product as uncharacterized. The record is from RefSeq and is a predicted model, not a curated record. Gene Ontology annotation, molecular function: kinase activity; pseudouridylate synthase activity. NCBI's taxonomy places the organism in Eukaryota, Metazoa, Chordata, Amphibia, Anura, Bombinatoridae. The transcript has 19 exons.